This is a messenger RNA of Hemisphaericaspora subhashii, 396 nucleotides long. RefSeq lists its product as uncharacterized. The transcript has a single exon. The coding region runs from base 1 to 396 and encodes 131 amino acids. The record is from RefSeq and is a predicted model, not a curated record. Lineage: Eukaryota; Fungi; Ascomycota; Pichiomycetes; Serinales; Debaryomycetaceae.
AUGUCAUCAGAAGCACAACCAGACUCAUUCUAUGGUGAUAUCAAGUCAUAUGAUAUUCAUACCUAUUGGAACAAUAACAAUGAAACUGAACGUAAAUUUGCUUUUGAAUUACGAGAACAAGUAUUAAAAGAUUUUGCUAGAGAAAUUGCUAAUGGUGAUAUAAGAGUUUAUAAAUUUUGGGAUAAACCAAUUGGACCUCAUCCAAUUAAUAUGUGGGAAUUAGAUUUUAAAAGUCCAGAAAUUUUUAAAAGAAUUGUUCCUUAUUUCCAAUUAAAUCAUGGAGAUUUAUCAGUAUUAAUUCAUCCAAGAAGUGGUAAAGGUGAUUUACUUGAUCAUACUAAAUUUGCCUUGUGGCUUGGUCAUAAAGUAAGAUUAGAUACAAAUCUCCUUAAAUGA